AUGCUGAUGUUCAAGGUUUUAAAAGAAUCAGUCGAAGUCAUGAAUCAAUCCGUCAAUGCCAAACUUGCGGCUAUGAAUGACAGAAUUACAAUUCUUGACAAUAAUCAAAAAGCUUUCAUGCCAAAACAAGAAAAAGAUAUCGGAAACAUUCUUCAUAAACAAAAGAAAGAAGAAACUGAUGUCAAGGAUAUUAAAACGGUGGUUGGUGAAGAAAAAGAAGAGAUCCAUCAGGUUGAAGACUUUGUGUUGAAAGAACAACAAGAGUUACGUAAUGUCGAGAAAACUGUCUUAAAAGAAGAGGAAGACUUACAAAAGAUUCAAGAAUCCAUUACCAAAGAAGCAGAGGAGGUACAAAAAGUUGAAGAAUCAACCACGAAACAAAAAGAAGAGUUACAUCAAGUGGAGAAUUUUAUUUUAGAAAGGGAUCAAAAGGUAACUAAACUUGAAGAGCAAAUUAAUCGCAUAAGCGAUAGAUUAAAUGCCCAGAGAGCGAGCACUCAAUAUCCCCAAACAGAAGCAAUGGGAACCGCAGAUCUGAGAUCCAGAUCGCAACAACCAAAUAUUGGAAAUACCCUAGCACAGGAUCUUGCAUUGAUCCCCAAUUUAGAUCCAGAAAUGGCAAGAUUAAUCAAAGGUUACUUACCAUUUGUCAUAUUGCAUGAAAUAAAUGCAACAGGUGGCCCAGUCGGCAAACCACCUAACUUUAGACCGGACCUUGUCAUCCAAAAUCCAAAUGAUCCAGACAAAAUUCAAAAACUCAUGCGUCUCCAGUCUUACAUGCAACUUUCAUUAGCUCCUUAUCAUCUUUAUCCGAUGAUCUUAGAACCUUAUCUUCAAGGAAGAUACAUUGGAUACAUUGAGAGCGCAAAGAUGAAUCCAGCAAAUGGAAGGGAAUACAGUUACUUGGAUAUUUUAAUAGCAUUCGUCAAGGCUUCACAAUUAGAAGUCGGAAAUGCUAACACCCAAGUUGAAUUAUUCAAAAUAAUUCCAAUAGCAGGACAGACUGUUGGAGAUUUUAUCGACCAAAUCCAAAAGAAAUACAGACAGUUAAAACAAUACAGUAAUGUAUUUGUUGCUGUAAGAGCCCAUGUAUUCUCCCAUUGUCAUAAAUACUUUCCGGAUAAAAUCUAUGAACCAGAAUGGUUAACAAAAACAGAAGCAAAAUUUUGGAAUGAUUUAGAUCUUAUGUUAGGUCUGGCAGUAUUUCAGCUGUUAGAUUCCUCACUGAAUAGUAAUGUUAAUGCUAUAAAUUUCAAUCCAACUCCAUAUAACAUCAAUCAACAAUCAACAUAUGAUGGGAACCUGAAAUCAUUAUAUGAUAGAAAUCUGAGAACAUCAUAUGAACGGAAUACUAACUCAUUAUAUGACAAAAAUAUCAAUUCAUAUUCAAGACCAAAUUAUCCUAAAACUUUUGAUAAAUCAAGAUUCAACAACACUCCAUAUGGAAAUAGUCAGAUUUAUUAUCAAAAUACUUCAAAUUCUUCCAUUAAAUACAACCCUCGUGGAUACAACCCUUUCAACAAUAACCAACAAAAAGGCAAACCACCAUAUCGGACUUAUAGACGAAGAGGAUAUAUUUGGAAUAAGGGUAGAAGAUCACCAAAGAUUUAUGAAUUAUCAAUCGAUCCUCAAUCCCAAUUAGGACAAAUUGUUAAUGAUGAUGAUACUCUCGAUCCAAAUUUGUAUCAGGUUGAUUUAAUCGACAAUGAUGAAGAAGAUUAUCAACACUUUGAAGAGAUUACAACGGAAGAACCUUUCGAAGAACAACAAGAUCAGGAAUUCGACUUCCAAAUCAAUGAUCUUCAAUUAUAUGAAGUAAACAUUACUCACUUUGCAACCCCUGAUAAAACCCACAACCCUCGGAUUUUAUUAGACAGUGGAGCUGAAGCAAAUUUUAUUGGUAAACAAAUCCUUCCUUGGUUGGAAGAUAAUGGUCUCCUUUUCAGUGUCACUAAGUUACGAAGAAUAGCCACAGCUAGAACCGCAUCAAAUUUGUCUCACACAAUUGAAUCAGUAGCAAUAGUUAAAAUUUUUGAUGUAUUUUUAGAAUUCUAUAUCUUGGAUCACUUGAACAAAGUUAUUAUCGGUCGUCCUACUUUACAAAAAUGGAACUAUCACCUCACAAAGGAGGGUGAAUUCAUUCUGAUUAACAAUCAACGGUUUCAUAUUCACUCCCUUCAACUCAAAAGUGAAGAGUCGUUGGAACAAAUUAGGGAACGAUUAAAAAGGGAAUUUGCUAUUAAAUACCCUCAAUUAUUCCACACAAAAUUGAGACCCCCACCCCCUAGAGAGUUCCAAUACCGUAUUCAAUUAACUGACCACACACAAAUAUAUUGCAAACCAUAUAAAUGUAAUCAAGAGGAACAAGCUCUCAUAAAAGAAUUCAUUGAUGAAAAAUUGGAGGCAGGUGUCUUAGUCCCAGCUCCGAUAGAUGCCUGGUUACACCCCAUAUUCCCAAUUAGGAAAACCAAUGCUAACCAAUCCUCAACCAAGAUAGCUGUUGAUCUAAGACGUCUCAAUAAGGUCACCGUAAGAAUGUACACUUACCCAACUGACACAAAAGAUUUAUUAUCAUCACUAGCAAACUCCAAUUAUUUCUCAGCUUUAGACUUGAAAAACGCAUUUUACCAGAUCGCCAUUCAUAAGGAUAGUAUCAAGUAUUUUGGCAUCUCCACUGCCGAAGGAAAUUUCUGUUUUACCACACUUCCUUUUGGAGCCAUUAACCUGCCGGCAAUCUUUACUAAUUUCGUAAGGAAAGUUUUGACAGGCAUCACUAAUACAUUCAUAUAUAUGGAUGAUAUAUUGAUACAUACAACCACAUUACACCACCAUAUCACUAUCCUCAAAACCAUAAUGUGGAGGUUACAUCAAAACAACCUUCAAUUAAAUUAUAAUAAAUUAAAACUUAUUCAUACGAAAAUUGAUUUUCUUGGAUACUCAAUUCAACCUGGCAAAAUCUCACCACAACCAGCAAAGAUCCAGGCAAUUCAAAAUUGGCAGAUCCCCACUACCACAACACAAAUCCGUGCAUUUGUCAACUUUACAAACCACUUCAGGAAUUUUAUUCCAAAUAUAGCCAUUUAUACAAAUCCGUUAAAUGAGUUAUUGAAACACAACAAUGGCAAGAACAUAAAAAUUCAACACACUCCAGCAUCAAUCAAAGGUUUCAACGAGUUAAAAAAUGCAAUCAUUGGUCUCCCCACCUUACACCUCUAUGAUCCCACGUUACCGACUAUAAUCUUCACAGAUGCCAGCAACAUGGUAGUCGGAGGUUAUUUGUGUCAACCAACAUUCCAAAAUGACAAACAAGUACUUGUCCCAAUUGCCUUUUCAUCCCAUAAAUUAAAUGAAACACAAGGUCGCUACUCGGUUAUGGAGAAGGAGCUCUUAGCCAUUAUCGUCAUAUUGGAAAAAUUUAGAUAUCACUGCAACAACACAGUCGAGAUCUACACAGAUCACCAGAGCUUAGCAUCACUUUUGGACAAGAAAACCACUCCACCACCAAGAAUAGCUCGUUUUCUCGAUCUCAUAGGUUCCUUUUCUCCUCACGUAUAUUAUUUGAGAGGUAAACAAAACUUUGUUGCUGAUAUCAUCACAAGGUAUCAAACACAAAAUAUUACAGAAAUGGUAGAUGAAGACAAAAUAUUACAAAACACCUUUACAAUGGAUAAACCAAUACAACAACCACCCCAAACACAAUUAGAUGCCAUUGAAUUAGACAACCUUAAUGAAUCACACAUCCACACUAUUCAAAACUUAUUGGAACAACAACAACAUCAUGCACCUGACUACAACAAUGAAGAAUUGCCACUCCAACUGUUUAAAUUAAUUAACGAUGACCUAUACGUAAUCAUUAACAACCAACUUUUACAAUAUCUUCCACGACAUGAGUACACUAAAGCUUGUCAAACAAUUCAUGACAAACACCACCCAUCAACCAGAGUAACAGAUUAUUUAUGUACGCUUGCAUAUUGGCAUCCUGAUCAUCUAUUAAUUGCUACAACAAUUAUAAGCAAGUGUCGCUAUUGUCAGAUGAACACUUCAAUUCGUGAAGCCAUCCGGCCAUACAGACCACUCGAACCAAUUAAACCGUUUAGCAGAUGGGGAAUGGACUAUACGGGUCCCUAUUUCAAUACAGAACAAAACAGAUACAUAUUAGUAGCCGUGGAAUACGUCACCGGUUUAACGAUUGCUGUACCAACAAUGCACAAAGACACCAACCAAGCCAUGAAUCUUGUGCAAACGAUUAUCCUGAUUAUGUCAGCACCUACUGAGAUUGUCACUGACCAGGGUGCCGAAUUUUCUUCCGAUGCAUUUAAAGCUUUAUGUGAACACAAUCACAUCAAACAUCAUAUUACUUCAGCACACCAUCCCCAAGGAAAUGGAAGAGUAGAAAAAGUAAAUCACUUAUUGAAAAAGAUUUUGAAGGCAUUAACAAAUGAUACCAUGCAUGAAUGGGAUUUGAAAUUAUAUAACGCUUUAAGAAUUUAUAAUGCUACUCCUACAAUAUUCAACUACACUCCACUUUAUCUAGCACUUGGAAUUGAACCACACCAUAACUUAAAUCAAUUACAAAAAGAUUUAAUUGAAAAUUUGCAAAGAGAUUUACCCCCAGAGGUCCAAUCUACAGAAGAACAUGAAGACAACCCAAAUAAUGAACAGCAAGAAGAGGGCAGAGAACAACAACUUUCAAGGGAAGAACAGGAAGAUGGCAGAGAUCUUGUACAUUUAAGAAUUUACGAAUUGGAAGCAAUAAAGAGAGCUCGCAAGGUACACACAAAUUUGAAAACACGAAGAAAUGCAGUUCAAAAUAUGUUAAAGGAACCAUAUGGAAUUCCAGCACCUUUUACAAAAGGACAAUGGGUAUACAGAAUUAGAACUAAAGCACGUAAAUAUGAAUCAAAUUUUGAUGGCCCAUACCAAGUUCAAGAAGUAUUAGGUAAAGGUGCAUAUAAAUUGAGAGACAUCACUGGAAGAGAAAAAGGAAUCUAUAAUCAAGACCAGUUGAAGUUAGCAUAUUCAGCAGACAACGAUCCAAUACAAGUUUUCAGUUCGUUUAAUAAAGAAUAUGAUAGAGUCCAACAAAAAUUGUUAGAUAAAAUGCAAGCGGAAAGAGACUAUGAAUUAAGCUGCUUGUCAUUGCAACAAUUGUUAGAUGAAAUGCCAGCGGAAAAGGAUUAUGAAUUAAAUUGUUUAACAUUACAACAAUUACACAGGCAAAGAAGAUUACUUGAUAUAUCCAGCUGUCUCGACUCCAAAUCUGAAAACAAUUCGCUAAUCAUUGGAGGAAAGGGUAGAUGA
This is a messenger RNA of Candida dubliniensis CD36, 5301 nucleotides long. It is a transcript of the gene POL94, whose product is annotated as putative retrotransposon tca3 polyprotein. Gene Ontology annotation, molecular function: nucleic acid binding. Gene Ontology annotation, biological process: DNA integration. Bases 1 to 5301 code for a protein of 1766 amino acids. The transcript has a single exon. The record is from RefSeq and is a predicted model, not a curated record. Lineage: Eukaryota; Fungi; Ascomycota; Pichiomycetes; Serinales; Debaryomycetaceae.